AUGGCGCGUGUUCAUGGCGAGCUCAAGGAGAAGCGUCAGGGCAAAGGCGUGCCCAGCUCGAGGUGGUGGACCGAUUCUCCAGAGGCAUGUCCCAUUUGUGGAUUUCCCAUCCGGCUACUACCGUAUCCUCCCUUCAAGCUGCAGGUCAAUGGCCACGACAGCAGAGACCCUGCAAAGUUGGUGGAUGGGCCCUUCAUGGUGCUGCAGGUGCUGAGCACAUGGAACUUCGAAGUUCUGGGGCAUCAACUGACUGUCUCAGACAUCAAAACCCUGGACAUGUACAUGAAGCGUUGUAAGCUGGGCCCCUUCCGCCUGGGUCGUGCUCUGGAGCUCCUCAGCGACAACUCGCCGGAGGCGCACCAGGAGCUGGAAUCCUUGCGGAGCAAGGCCCGGCGACGCCUUGAUGGAUUGAAACACAUCCAGCGUGUCCGGAUGAACAAAUUGGAUUUCAAUGAACAGGGCACAGGUGACAGUCCCUCCAAUGGAUCUGGCAAUGCCAGGGAGGCUGAAGGAAGCAAACAUCGCUCUGCCAGGCGACCAGGUCGACCAUGGGGUAGGCAACGGGACAGCAACGCCUAUCCUCGGAGUUGGGCACAAUGA
This is a messenger RNA of Cladocopium goreaui, 600 nucleotides long. NCBI's taxonomy places the organism in Eukaryota, Dinophyceae, Suessiales, Symbiodiniaceae. The record is from the annotation of a GenBank genome assembly.